Molecule: messenger RNA, 9441 nt
Organism: Hyphopichia burtonii NRRL Y-1933
Lineage: Eukaryota; Fungi; Ascomycota; Pichiomycetes; Serinales; Debaryomycetaceae
Gene: VPS13
Product: membrane morphogenesis protein
Exons: 1
Coding region: 10-9441 (3143 amino acids)
Biological process (GO): protein retention in Golgi apparatus; late endosome to vacuole transport; mitochondrion organization
Cellular component (GO): extrinsic component of membrane
Source: RefSeq, a predicted model, not a curated record
CAAAAUAAUAUGUUUGAAUCGAUUGUUGCUAAUCUUUUGAAUAGAGUAUUAGGAUCUUAUAUAGAGAAUUUUGAUCCUAAACAAUUGAAUAUUGGUAUAUGGAGUGGUGAUGUCAAACUAAAGAACUUGAGAUUGAAAAAGGAAUCGCUAGAUAAAUUUAAAUUGCCGCUAGAUGUUAAGUUUGGUCACUUGGGAGAAUUGACCUUACAAAUACCAUGGUCGAAUUUAAAAUCCAAACCAGUUAAGAUCAUUAUUGAAGAUGUUUAUGUUUUAGCAUCCCCGAUUGUUUUACAAGACUAUGAUAUUGAAGAUGAAAAAAAGAGAGACUUGCAAUUAAAGAAACAAAAAUUAGAUGAUUUAGAAAAUUUAUUAAGUGCUACUGGGCAAAAUCAACAAUUAACUUCUGAAUCUUCUAAUAAUGAAUCUUUCACUGAAAGCUUGAUUACUAAAAUUAUUGAUAAUUUACAAGUUACUAUUAAAAAUAUCCAUGUAAGAUAUGAAGAUGAUUCUAUAUUAACCGAAGAUGCCUACUCAAUCGGUUUAACCUUGAAUGAGUUAUCUGCUGUUUCAACUGAUCAAGGUUGGACCCCUAGUUUCAUUUCAAUCACUCAAAAAUUUUCAAGAAAAUUAUUACUAUUGAAAAAACUUUGUUGUUAUAUGAAUACUGAUUCAAAUUCAGUUUUUUCAAAUGAUCCUGAUGAAUUAUUGAAAAAUUUAAAAGAUUCAAUGAAUUCAGAUAAUGUUCAAUACUUAUUGAAACCAGUUUCCGGUGAAGGUAGAUUAACUGUUAAUAAAGCCGGUACCACGGAAUCAUCUCCCCAUGUUAAAGCAGAAUUAUUUUUCGAUGAAUUUGGUAUAGAUUUGGAUUCUCAACAAUAUAGAGAUAUCCUAUGGACCGCUUCUAAAUUUCAUUGGUUUAUCAAGACUCAAAAAUUUAGAAAAUUCAGACCAAAAAAUUCAGUACAAGAUGAUCCAAAAGGUUGGUUUAAAUACACUGCUAAAUCUAUCCUAGAUGAAAUUCAUGAGAAAAAUUAUAAAUGGAGUUGGGCCUAUUUUGCUAAAAGAAGAGAUCAAAGGAAAGCCUAUGUCAAUUUAUGGAAAUUAAUCUUAACGAAGAAAUUAUCUCCUGAGCAACAAAAAGAUUUCGAUGAUUUGGAGACUGAAUUACCUUUUGAAGAUAUUAAAUUUUAUAGAUCUUUGGCAAGAGGUGAAGUCCGUAAACAAAACCUAAUUACUUCUUCAACUACUGCAUCUUCUGAUACAUCAAAUUCUCAAUCAGCUCAAGCUGCAAAUAAAAAUACUGGUUGGUUCUCAGGCUGGUGGGGUGGUGCAGACAACUCUACAUCCACUAAUAUUGAAGAUGCUAAAAUAAAUGACUCUUCUUUAAACGAUGAGGAAUUGAAAUUAACCGAAGAACAAAGAAAAGCUUUGUAUGAUGCUAUUGAAUACGAUGAUACUCGUGAUUUGACAGAAGCUAUUGAUAUACCUCGUGAUCGGAAUAAAUUUGAAGUUUUUGCAAAUUUGAGAAGAGGUGGUAUUAGUAUAAGAAGAGAUAAACACUCAUCGAAUUUGGCUGAAGUUGUAUUUGAAGGCUGUACGACUCAAAUCUACCAAAGACCAGACUCGUUAUUAGCAAACUUUCAAUUGCAAGAAUUUAGAGUUGAAGAUGGUACUAAAACUACUUUAUAUAAGCACAUUGUUAGUGUUAAACAACUUCAUACGCACACUCCUCCUCCAGGUGAAACCCCAUCUGAAGUUACCCAAUCUGCAAAAGAUGAUCCAUUCUUUAAAAUUUCGUUUGAACAAAACCCACUCGAUGGUAGUGCUGAUUCUAUACUUUUGGCUAAAUUGAAAUCAAUGACUAUAUUUUAUAAUCCAAAUUUUGUUGAAGAAGUUUUUAAAUUUUUUAAGCCUCCCAAGGUUCACCUUGACACCGUUGGUGCUAUUAUGAAUGCUGCUGAAGCAACCAUGGAAGGCAUUACUUCACAGACUAGAAUAGGUUUACAAUAUGCUUUAGAAGAACAUAAAACCGUUAACGUGAAACUCGACUUGCAAGCUCCAUUGAUUAUCUUGCCACUUGAUCCAACUAGUUGGAAAUCUCCUGUUGCCGUCAUUGAUGCUGGUCAUAUUAGUGUAAUUAGCGAUUUGGUAGAUAAAUCAACUUUUGAAGAAAUUAAGGGUAAAGAGAGUUAUACAAACGAGGAUUGGAAUAGAUUAAACACUUUAAUGUAUGACCGUUUCAAUGUUCACUUACAAGAUGCUCAAUUCUUAGUUGGUCCUGAUAUUAAAAGUACCAUGGAACAGUUACAUGAAGUAAACCAAAAACAAUCAGCAUUGAUUCUCGAUAAAUUAAAUAUCAAAUUAUCCUUGGGAAUUUCAAUAUUGCCAGAUGUAACUAGUUUGGCUAGGUUCAAAAUCGGUGGUGAAGUUCCCGAAAUCAGAUUAGCCAUUAAUGAUUUUCAAUAUAAAACUAUUAUGCAAUUGAUUGACGUGCUUAUUCCAAAUUUUGAUGACCUUGACUCGGAAGAAUCAAGCGUAUUCAAUGCUUUUGGUAACCAUAAUAAUGCAUCGAUCGAAGGAAUUGACGACUCAGCCCAUAGCAUUAAUAAACUCGAAGAUUCGCCUAAGAAAAUAUCGUCAGCCAACUCGGAGGCGAAUAAACAACAUAUUUUUGAAUUUGACUUGAACGUUGACUUGGUCCAUAUAUCUCUAUCGAGAUGUAUAGAUGGUGUCACCUUACAAGCUGAACCUUUUGUUGAUCUUGUUGGGGACACUUUAAGAUUGAACUUUUUCAAAACUGAUAAUGACAUGCAUCUCGACUUAUUUUUAACUGAUAUUAACGUUAUUGAUAAUAUAGAGAAGUCUGGCGUACCCGAAUUUGAAAAAUUAGUCUCUUCAAAUAAUUUUUAUGAUGGUAAAGAAACGAAGAGACAAAAUAAGGAGUUAUUCAAGUUGGACUAUCAAAGGACCCAGAGAAUUGUGGAAUUUAAUGGUAAAGAAAUCGAAGUUUUCGACCAAGAUAUUAAUUUGGAUAUUGCUACUGUCAAGUUUGUCAUAUCAAGGAAAUCUUUAUUAAGUAUCUUGAAUUUUGUUUUGAAUACAUUCACCGACCCUAAUGCAGAGGCCACUCCUGCUGACGAAUUGAAGCAUAACGAUGCAACUAAUGAUGAAGUGAGUCCUCAAAAAAUCAAUGUUGACGUGAAUCUAGAGAGUAUAAUUAUGGUUUUAAAUGAGGAUGGUAUAAAAUUAGCGACUCUUCAGUUAAGCACAGCCAAUAUAAAUGUUUUCUUAGUUCCUGAAGAAAUGGAAGUCAAAGGUAAACUUGGCGCAUUGAGUCUUCAUGAUGAAUCAAAUGAAGGUUCCCCAAGGGAUUCGAUAUUGAGAAACUUGAUAAGUAUUGAUGGUGACAAUUUGGCAGAGUUUACUUACAAGACCUUUGAUAACGAAACAAAUACCGAACCUUUUAACACCCUCAUCGAAUUCAAAACGGGUUCUACGACUGUUAAUUUUGUGGAAGAUGCUUUAAGUAAAAUUUUCAAUUAUUUGAGUCAAUUUCAAAGAAUGAAGGCCAUUUACGAUAAAGCGAGAGAUGCAGCAAUUAAUCAAGCCGCUCAAAUCGAUUAUGUCAAUAAAAUAAAGUUUGACUUUUUGGUUAAAGCUCCAACGAUUAUAUUUCCUACAUUGAUUGAUGCUACUGAAGAAAAAUAUGAUACUAUGACCGCCCACUUGGGUGAACUAUAUGCUUCCAAUGAGUUUAUUUCAGAUGGCGAGUCGUUCAGAAACGUGAUUUCUUCUGGUCUCAGAAACAUAAGUCUCGCAUCUGAUUUCAAUUUCGCUGAUAAUAUCAUACAAAAGUCCGAAUUAGUUGAUGAUUUGGAUGUCUCAUUUAAGAUUGAUUAUAACGAUGAGUAUGAUCCUACUAAACCUACUUUUGUUGUAGAUGGUAGAAUGCCGGAACUUGAGAUGCACUUAACAGAGUUACAACUUAAAUAUCUUUUGAAACUCUCGAAUGCAAUUACCAAUGUAUUCACACCAAGUGAAAAUGAAGAUUCUCUUGAUGACAUAGAGGCUGAUGCUGAACAUGCUAACGCUGUUGUUAGACAUCACACAACUGUAACUUUGGAAAGUUCCCCUUCAAAACCAAAAAGCAAAGUUCCAACGAAGGAAGCGAUAGAGAUACCCGCAGACCAUAAAAUGGUAGAUAUGAAGUUUGUUAUUCCAAAAUUAGCAUUAAAAAUUUAUAACAGAACUGCUUCGGUUGAAGAUUUCAAGAGCAAAAUCCUCUCAUCGUUUGUUUUGGAUCAAUUCGAUCUUGCAUUUGUUAUGAAUGAAGAUUCGCAUUUCGUGUCUGACGUUAAUGUUAAAUCAUUUGUGGUUAAAGAUGACAGAGAAGGCACCUCUAAUCAAUUCCCUGAAAUAAUACCUCUGAAUAAUCAUGAUAACAAUCAAUUCGUAUUAAAUGCAUCAACCAAUGGUGAGGCCACCAAUAAGAACACAACUGUGAUGUUAACUGUGGACAGUCCUAAGACUAUAUUGGCUCUUGAUUACCUAUUCGAAUUACAAAAUUUUGCAAAUAAAGGAAUGGAAUCAGAGACGUCCAUUGCAGAAAUAGAACACGAAGAUAAUGAUGUUGCAGAUCUGAUCGAGCUUGAUAGUCUCAAUGCUGUUGACAAUUCAAAAAAAUCUGUUACAUUGAAAGAAUCCAAAUCUAAGCAAACACAAUCUAACUCCAAUCUUGGGUUUUCAAUCAAUAUAAUAAACCCGACUGUCAUUUUAUUGGCUGAUGCAUCAAAUGCUGCUACUGAGGCGAUAGUUUUCAGAAUUGAGCAUGUUUUACUCACUAGCCAAAACGUAUUAUCUCUCGCCGCGAAUAAUAUUGGAAUGUUUUUGUCUGUUAUGGAUUCUUUUGAUGAUAAGAGAUUAAGAAUUAUUGAUGACUUUUCUAUAUCUUUCGCCCAUGACUCAAAGGGUUCAACUGCUAAUAAGUUCUUGACGAACAUUCAGCUCUCGAUAGAGCCAUUAUUGGUUAGGGUCUCGUUAAGAGAUAUACGUCUAGCAUUAGCCAUUUUCAAUAGAGCUACCGAGUUAUAUAAUGAAGCCCAAGGUAAUUUAACAUCGACUGAAGAAGAUGAUUAUAAUUUUUCUGAAGAUUUUAAGAGAAGGUUGUCUCAUUACGCUCCUACUAUUAAAUCUGCUUUUUCUACUGAGAAUCCAACUAAGUUCAAGGAUCAGUCAAAAAGCUCACAAGUAAUCAUCAAAGGAGAGGAAUUUUUCGCAAGCUUUGGUGGUGUUAGAUUUGUUUUAAUAGGUGAUGUUCACGAAUUGCCUGUGCUUGAUAUGAGUGUGAAAGCAUUUGAAGCAAGAGCUAUUAAUUGGUCCACCGACUUAAGUGCAGAAACUCACAUCGAAUCUUACGUUAACAUUUAUAACUACUCCAGAUCUUCCUGGGAACCGCUAUUUGAACCAUGGCCAUUGGCCGUAUAUGCAUCAAAGCAAACAAAUCCCUCGCCUAGUAUUAUGAUAGACUUUGUCUCUCGAGAACUUGCACAGAUAUCAGUGUCUUCUAGAUCUAUUGCUUUAUUGUCGCAAGUUUUUUCAUCUAUUACGAGCGGUGAUUUGCUUAAAUCCAGAGAAGAAGCUACACCCUAUCGUAUUCUUAAUGAAACAGGGUAUGAACUAGAAGUUUGGAUUGACCGUAAUGACGAAAGCAACAAUAGUAAAACUAAGAUUCAAAAUGGCGAGGAAAUUCCAUGGGCAUUUGAAGAUUGGAGAAAAAUUCGUGAAAAUUUAGAUACUGAUAAUAAAGUUGAUGUCCUUGGAUUGUCUUUGGUGGGCUCAAAUUACGAUGCAAUAGGAGGAGUUUCUGCUACCAGUGAAGGCGAAGAAAUAAUUAUGCUCUACCCACCAGUAAAUGGUGUGCACAAUCGGUUAUCAUGUGAUAUAAAAUUGGGUGAAGACAAUGUCAAAACAAUCUGGUUGAGAUCUACAGUUGUAAUUGAUAAUGAUGUGGAUUUCCCUAUUUCAAUUGAGAUGCUCUCAGAAAACGGAAAUAGCUCGAAUAAAUUGACAAUUCCAUCAAAUAAGAAAAUGGCUUUGCCAAUAGAUAGUGUUUAUCCCGAUCAUUUGAGGAUAAAACCUUCAAUAGAGACACCCUACAGCUGGUCCGAUAAUCUUGUUCAUUGGAAAGAUGUAUUGAACGGAGGGGUCUCUUUGAAAUGCUCAGCUUCAGACAAGAACGACAAAUCAGCUUACUAUUUCCAGGCUGAAGCCACUUAUGAUAAAGAAGAGCCUUUAGCCAAAAUAUACCCUCAUAUGACUUUGGUUAUUUCUGCCCCAGUCGAAAUUGAAAACUUACUUCCGUUUGAUCUUGCUUAUAGGCUUUAUGAUAAGAGUGCUAAGAAGGACUGGAGUGGUAUUGUUGAAAAGGGCGUAAACACUCAUGUGCAUGUUGUGAGCUUAGAGAGUUUACUUCUACUUAGUGUUGAACCAAAAAGUCUGGGAUAUAAUAAAUCGGAAUUUGCUAUUAUCAACACUAAUAAAAAAAGUGAUUUUAAAAGAGAAAAAAGCAUGACUAUCAGACUUGAAGAUGGCCAAGUGUUGAAAUUGAAAAUACAUUAUCCUAGAAAACAGGCAGAUUCCACAGGUUUGAAAGUUGUUAUAUAUUCCCCAUAUGUGAUUCUCAACAGGAGUGGUCAAGACCUCACUGUUAGCGAGAAGGGAAAUCGAAUGCUCUCCAUUGGAAAGAAGUCAGCUUUACAGCCAACGAUUCCCUCAUUGUUUUCUUUUGAUAGGGAUGAUGAUAGACAAAACCGUGCUUUAAUAAAAAUUGGAGACUCCACUUGGACUACUCCAGUAAGUUUUGACGCCAUUGGUCAAGCUACUGCAAUAAAAGCUCAAGUGAGCGGGAAGCAAACUGAAAUGAAUGUUGGUAUUUUCGUAAAUGAAGGUGAAGGAAAAUACAAUUUGUCUAAGGUUGUUAAUGUUGCACCAAGGUAUAUAUUGCGUAAUAACCUUGGUGAAAGGUUAGAGGUAAUAGAGAAUGGUUCUACUAAAAGCUUUGUUAUAGAGCCUUCAGAAUUGGUUCCAUUGUAUGGAUUACGUCGUUCAGAACAAAAAAGUUUAUUGAUGAGAUUUCCACAUUCAUCAAAAGGAACUUGGUCCUCACCAUAUGCGAUAGAUGAUAUUGGUCAAAUAUUUUUGAAAGUCUAUAAAGAGAACGUUGGUCAAGUAUUGCUUAAAAUUAAUAUUCUCACUGAGAAUGGAACUAUUUUUAUACAAAUAGAAAAUGCUAAUAAUAAUUGGCCAUAUUCCAUUCGUAACUUUAGUGAUAAUGAAUUUUACAUUUACCAAAGCGAUCCUAAUAUAAAUGAAAACGGUGAUGUUGUGAAACAAGAUACUAAAUACAAGCCUAUUUUCUAUAGGAUUCCACCAAAGAGUGUCAUGCCAUAUGCUUAUGAUUAUCCGAAUGCUGUGAUCAAGGAACUAAUAAUCAGGUCACAUGGUCGUGAGAGAGGAGUUAAUUUAGCAGAAAUAGGAAAUUUAAAACCAUUUAGAUUACCUGGAACUGAAGAAGCCGAGCAAGCUGUUGUGGAUCUUAAUGUCAUUGCAGAUGGUCCUACUCAAUCCUUAAUAAUUUCAAAUUAUGAUCCAUCUGUUAGUCUAUAUAAAUUGCAAGGAGCAAGCAGAUCAAACUCCACUACUAAUUUAUCCCAGAAGACUUUUGAAGCUACUGAGAACGACGAAAAUUACCAUACUAAGAUUAUUACCAGAUUUGAAGGUUUCGGAAUUUCAUUGAUAAAUUCACGAGGACAAGAGUUAUGUUACACUACUUUGAGGGGGUUGGAAAUUCGUUACAACGAGUCGGAUUUAUACCAAAACUUGAGCGUCAAAUUAAAAUGGAUUCAAAUUGAUAAUCAAUUAUAUGGAGGUAUUUUCCCUAUUGUUAUUUAUCCUAGUGUGGUUCCAAAGUCUGGAAAAGAGAUGAACAAUCAUCCUUCUUUUUCAGGUUCUAUUUGUAAAGUGAAAGAUGACUCUCAUGGGGUUCUUUUCAUCAAAUAUGCUACCGUUUUACUUCAAGAGAUGACUAUUGAAAUAGAUGAGGACUUUUUGUUUGCAUUGUUAGAUUUUGCUAAAAUUCCAGGCGCAAGUUGGAAUCUGAAGCAUCAAGAUAAGUUAUGUGAUGAUGAAUUACAAUUACCUGAACCCAAAGCGUUGAAUGAGAGUUCGGAUAUAUACUUUGAGGCAUUGCACUUACAGCCUGCUUUGACUAACUUAUCUUUUGUAAGAACAGAAAGAGUUAAUAUAGAAGAUAGACAAACUUCUCAAAAUGCAUUGAUGUUCUUUUUCAACGUUCUUACUAUGGCUAUUGGUAAUAUUAACGAUGCUCCAAUUAAGCUAAAUGCAUUGUUUAUUGAAAAUAUUAGGGUUCCGAUCCCAGUUUUAAUUGAGUCUAUUCAAACUCACUACGGUCAAUCUUUCUUCUAUCAAGUUCAUAAAAUUUUAGGUUCCGCCGAUCUCAUCGGUAAUCCGGUCGGGUUGUUUAACAACAUUUCUUCUGGUGUGCUCGAUAUUUUUUAUGAACCUUAUCAAGGAUUUGUUAUCAACGAUCGUCCCCAAGAAUUGGGAAUUAGUAUCGCGAAAGGUGGUUUGAGUUUCUUGAAAAAGUCUAUUUUCGGGUUCUCCGAUUCAUUCACCAAAAUCACUGGGUCAUUGGCAAAAGGGUUAACUGUUGUAACUCUUGAUAAGAAAUUUCAAGAACGCCGUCGUCUCAACCAACGUCGUAAUAAACCAAAACAUGCAUUAUAUGGAUUCGCAUCUGGGGCAAACUCAUUUUUUGAAUCUGUUUCUUCUGGUGUUACUGGUGUUGCAACUGCUCCAAUCGAGGGUGCCAAUUCCGGCGGUGCCUCUGGAUUUUUCAAGGGUUUAGGAAAAGGUGUUGUUGGCUUACCAACAAAGACUGCAAUUGGCUUUUUUGAUUUAGCAUCUAAUGUUAGUGAAGGUAUUCGUAACACUACUACUGUUUUCGAUGCAGAAGGUUUGGAUAAAGUAAGAUUACCCCGUUACGUAUCCUAUGACCAGGUUAUAAGGCCUUAUUCCCAGAGAGAAGCCCAGGGCCAAUUCUGGCUCAAGUCGAUCGAUGGAGGAUCCUACUUUAAAGAACAAUACUUGGCUCACUUAGUUUUACCAGGAGAAGAAAAUGCUGUUAUGAUUACUUUUAGAAAGAUCAUUCUAUUCCAAAUCAAUAGCUUGAAGAUCAAAUGGCAAAUAACAUUUGAUCAAAUCAAAGCUAUUUCUAUAGAGCCAACGGGUAUAAGCAUUAGUUUAAAAAAGAGAGAAGGACCAUUUAUACCAAUUCCCGAAAAAAAUAAUAGAACAUUUUUAUACAAUAAAAUUGGAAUUGCUGUUCAAGAAUUUAAUAAGCAUUGUCAAGUCAUACUAUAG